GAGAAGAGCGGCCAAACAGCGCCAGUGGUAGGGGGAGGUAGUAGACGCCUUAUGCGAUGCCUCGAGUCCCUAGUCCAGAAGUACUGCAACCACCCGCAGAAACUCCCCCAAAUCCACACCCUUCUCAUCACCACCGGCUUCUUUCGUUCUCCCCCUCCAGACUCCCAACCAAGAUGCCAAGGAAGCACCGGCACCACCUUCGUCUACAACUGCCUCAUAAGAUCCUACCUCCGCCGCGGGGACCCGCCCGCCACCGCCCUCCACCUCUUCACCCAAAUGCUCGCCCUCGGUACCUCACCCAACCACCACACGUUCCCCUCUCUCCUCAAGGCCGCCGCCGCCUCCUUCUCCACCGGCCGCUCCAUCCACGCCCAAGCCAUCCGCCGCGGCCUUCUUCUCGACGACUUCGUGAACUGUUCCAUCGUCAGGUUCUAUUCCCAACUUGGCCACCUCUACGAGGCCCGCGACACGUUCGACGAAAUCCCUCAACCAGACAUGGCGUCCUGCAACGCAAUGCUCGACGCCUUCUGCCUGAAUGGCGAUCUCGAGUCCGCUUCUCAUUUCUUCGAAUGCAUGAUUGUUAAAGAUAUUAUCUCCUGGACUAGCGUCAUCAACGGAUUUGCUAGAAAUGGAAAUUUCCGAGGCGCGAUGGAGUUGUUCAGAAGACUGAUGCAUAAGAAUCGGCAAGCAGAGACUGUGACAGUGAGGCCCAAUGAAGCCACAUGGGUCUCCGUCCUCUCUGCGUGCGCUAACAUGGACGGAGCCGGAGCCCUACAUGGGGGAACCCAGAUCCAUGGGUACAUCAUACGGCACGAGACCCGAAUGACGGCGUUCUUGGGGACGGCACUGAUUGACAUGUACGGCAAGCACGGACGUCUGAGUUACUGCGCCAUUGUUUUCAAUGCGAUGGACGAGAAGGAAGUAUGCACUUGGAAUGCUAUGAUAUCGGCACUGGCCAGCAACGGGAAUGAGGCCGUGGCUGUGGGUUUGCUCGACAGGAUGCGAGCUGAAGGCCUGCUGCCUAACCACGUCACUUUUGUUGCCACAUUGACAGCUUGUGCUCGGGCGAGGCUGGUCGACGUGGGGUUACGGUGGUUCGAGGCAAUGAACAGUGAGUUGGGGGUGGUUCCAUUGAUGGAGCACUACGGGUGCGUGGUGGACCUUUUAAGCAGGGCAGGCCUCUUAAACGAGGCAGUUGAAUUCAUUAGGAGGAUGCCGAUGGAGGCUGAUGCUUCGGUCUGGGGGGCUCUUCUAGGGGCCUGCAAGGUUCAUGGUGACGUGCAGUUGGGGAUUCAAGUUGGUCGGCGAUUGCUAACAUUGCAGCCUUGGCAUUCUGGGGUGUAUACGGUCUUGAGGAAUAUAUAUGCUGGGGAAGGGAGAUGGAAUGAGGCUGCAGAGCUGAGAGAGGCCAUGGAAAACGCAGGGGUCAAGAAGAUUAUCGGACAAAGUUGGAUCGAUUCUGGCUGCAGCGUUCAAAAUGCUUAAACCAAAUAUUAGUUUACUAUGUUUUUCAACAAACAAGAAGUGUAUGCCCCAAGUACCCAUCUGCCAUAAUGUUUAUAGAGCCAGGAUGCCAUGCCGAUUUCCUUCUAAAGAACAUAAGGAAGAGGUAGCCUGUGUCAAGGAUGGCAAGUUGGGGUCUCUCUCUCUCUAGCACUCGGCAAUUGAACUGGUCCUGCGAUCAUGUUGACAUUGUGUUGCUCCUUAUGGACGUCGGUGGGGUUGUCUCUCUGAUCUUCCUCCAACUCGUUCGUGGUAUGGCGCAUGAAGGCCUAGGCAUGCCUUGUUGCCAAAUGGAGUUCCCCAACUUCCAUCCAAAUCUUAGCCAGAUGUCCUACCACUAGUGAGCUCGCAUGGUUUCGUGAAUGAUUCGAUGUUAUAUGUAUAUGAUGUAUUUUUGUUUUGUUCACUUGCAAUUUGACUUGACAUGCCUCAUAACGAUCCUAUUGCCUUUAUUCAGGUUACCAUGGUUUAUGAUAUAGAGCUCAUGUUUUUUCUUUCUUCUCAAUGUUUUCUGUUGUCUGUCUACAGAAGCUUGCAGGAGGUUGGUCUCUUAUCUACAUUGCUAACAUUGCUAUUAUUCUAUGCUCUGGUAGUACUUGCCAGGCCUAUCUCUCAUGUUGUUAGCUAUGCCAGGUUCAAUCUCUAUCAUUGCUGCUGCUUGUCCGAUGGGACCUCCAUUUCUAUCUGCUGCCUGCUUCUUUAUGUUAUAAAGAUUGUUUGUUUACAUUAUUGUCUUAUGCUGCAA
Molecule: messenger RNA, 2248 nt
Organism: Elaeis guineensis (African oil palm)
Lineage: Eukaryota; Viridiplantae; Streptophyta; Magnoliopsida; Arecales; Arecaceae
Product: putative pentatricopeptide repeat-containing protein At1g10330
Biological process (GO): RNA modification
Molecular function (GO): RNA binding; protein binding
Source: RefSeq, a predicted model, not a curated record